AUUUAAUGUAUAGUGAAUAAAAUAAGAGAGUAAUUAAAUUAGAUGAAGAUGAGGAAAAUACACCAGAUAAUCUCAUAACAAUAUAUGAGAAGAUGAAUUUGGAGACAGCAGGUAAAAUUUGGGAAUGCGUAUAAUCAUAUUCUUAUAUUAAUAGUCUUUGAUUUUGGGUAGAUAUUUAAUCAAACAAGCUUACUUUAAUAAAAUCGAAUUAGUAAAUAAGAGUGUGCUUGAAUUAGGUUGUGGAACUGGGAUUCUGAGUAUCAUUUUAGGAAAACAAGGUUGUAAUGUAUUAGCCACAGAUUUACCUUAAGUGGAAACCUUAUGUGAAUAGAAUAUAUCGAAGAAUAACAUUAAUAAUAAGGUGAAAUUCAAAAUACUAGAUUGGAAUCAAAGUAAACAUAAAACAGAUUGUUUAAUUGAUAACAAACAUAUUGAUAUUCUACUUGCUAGUGAUCCAAUUUAUAACUAGAAGACAUUUGAAUCCUUUUUUGCUUAAUUAAAGAUAUUAUAUGAAUUGUUAACCAAUAAACCAAUACUCUAUAUGGCAUAUAAAUGUAGACAUGAUGAGUUCGAUAAGAAUCUAGAAGAACAAAUAGAACAAGCAGGAUUAUGGUAUAAAAAAGUUGAUUCGGAACAAUUAGAUGAUUUAUGGAAAUCAUAAUAAUGUAUAGUUUAUAAGAUUGGCAAAUUUUGAUUGUUG
Paramecium sonneborni is the source of this 700-nucleotide messenger RNA. Lineage: Eukaryota; Ciliophora; Oligohymenophorea; Peniculida; Parameciidae. The record is from the annotation of a GenBank genome assembly.